Pogona vitticeps (central bearded dragon) is the source of this 1045-nucleotide messenger RNA. RefSeq names its product transmembrane protein 179B (gene TMEM179B). Lineage: Eukaryota; Metazoa; Chordata; Lepidosauria; Squamata; Agamidae. The record is from RefSeq and is a predicted model, not a curated record.
CGGCCCCUUCCUUCCUUCCCGGCCGGCCCCCGUGGCUUCCCCCCGGCUGGAAGAUGGCGCAGCUCUCCGGGCGGCUCCUGGUCGAGCUGGCCCUGAGCGCGGCCGCCUUCCUCUGCGGCAUCAUCUGCGCCUCGGCCCUCACCGUCACCCAGGGGGAGUUUGGGGGCCACUGCAUCCUGUACAGUUCAGUCCUCUACAAUGGGACGCUCUGGCUCAGCAGCUCCAGCCCCGUCUCCCUUUGCUACUUCGUCUCGGCCGUCUCCGUCCUCACCUCCGCCGUAUCUUUCGGCAUCCUGAUCCAUGGCAUCUACAACUGCUGCUUUGGUGACGGGCAGCCGGACCACACGUGGGUCAAGGGCUCCUUGGCUCUCACAGCCAUCAUCCUCUUCUUCCUCAUGGUCUCCGGCUGCAUCCUUCGGGUUGGUAUGGAUACGCUCUGCAACUCCAUCCAGAAAGCGGCGGCCGCAACCAGCUGCCAAGAGGCUCAGCACCGCCCCUGGGUCCAGCCUUAUCACGCUGAAAGAUUUUAUGACAAUCUCUACACUGCAGAAGCCGCCGCUUGGGUGAAUUUCUUCUUCUGGUGCCUGAUGGCCGUGCUGCUUUUCCUGGAGUAUUUCAACAGAGCCCCGGGCCGGCCCUUCCCGGGCAGCGGCCUCACGUGGAACGAGGAGACGGCGCCCAUCUUUGGAGAGGGGCCACCCAAGCCCUAAGGAGAUGGUGCAGGAGGAAGAACGUGCAUGAUCCACAAGGGGGUCACGAUCUUCAAAACAGCUGCCUCGCUCCAUCUUGGUCUUUUCAGAGGCACCCGAUGUUUCGUCCAACAUGGCAGCCGCACAGAUGACUGCGUAUUUCCUCCCUUUAACGUCCCUCCUUUCGCUGAAAUGAUGCAUUUCUCCAAGAGGGCCACACGGUGCCAAGCAAAGAUGAUGCGAAGGGAGGAUGAGAUGAUGGCUCUUCCCCAGGGGGAUUAACUCUCUUGUGUCCUCAGGAAAUCCACCUUUGCUAGUUCUAAGCCCUAUUUAGCCCUACAAACUUUGCAAAAAAA